UCCACCUCAUCACCCGACUUCUCCUCUCGUCGCCGAUCUAUCAACCGAAACGUCGAAAAAUUUGUUGGCCGAGUCUCGAUCUCUGGAGCUCGAAUCUCUCCACUCCGUCAUCUCCGACCGCCUGAACCACGACUUCAAGAUCCACCGCAGCAAGCGGAGACGGACUACGGGUUAUCGGAGUUCAAAGCAGAGGAUCCGAAAAGACCUCCGUCUCGGAUUCUGGUUCGAAUCCGAAGACUUCGUGUCGGGUUCUUAGGAGAUUGGAGCUGCAAUCGAAUCCGGGAUUGGGUUUCGUGAGGCCCGGCGACGGGACGAAGAGGCUGAGGACGCAUCUGCCGCAUGCGAAGAGGUGGGGGUUUUUAUUUGCCCCUCGGUGUCUGUCCCGAUCAAACCAAAGAAGAGAACGCCCAAAAUCGAGGGCUCGUCAUCGCCCUGCUCUCGUUCUCGAUUGCUCCCAUCAAAAGAAGCCAUAUUUGCUUAUUUUCUUUCGAUUUUUUUUUCUAGUUUUUUUUGUUAGAAAUUGAGAUCGAAAUCAAGGAGGGGGAGCACAUAUGGAUAUUAUUUGAGGGAAUGAUGCGCUUUGAGUUGGGGUUUCGGUCGAUAGAUCGACGGCGAGAGGAGAAGUCAAGUGAAGAGGUUAAAUCUGGUUGCCACAAUCAAGGACCGAGCCAAUGAAAUAUACAAGAAGGUGGAAAGCCUUAGAUCUAUUAAAGGAAGAAACCAAGAUGCAAUUAUGGCUGCUUGUCUAUACAUUGCUUGUCGACAAGAGGAGAAGCCUCGCACUAUAAAGGAGAUAUGCUCCGUUGCAAAUGGUGCUACGAAGAAGGACAUUGGUCGAGCAAAAGAUUUCAUUCAGAAGCAGUUAGGGCUUGAAAACGAUCCAUCAAUACAGGAUAUGUGUACUAUUAGCGCAGGAGAUUUUAUGAGACGUUUCUGUUCAUCUCUUGGUAUGAAUAAUCAAGCCGUUAAAGCUGCUGAAGAAGUCGUCGAGAAAAUAGGAGAGCUUGAUAUAAGGAGGAGCCCCAUAUCUAUUGCAGCAGCAAUUAUUUACAUGAUAACACAAUUAUCAGAAGAGAAGAGACUUCUAAGAGAUAUAUAUUUGGCAACAGGAGUAGCAGAAAGUACGAUACGAAACUCAUACAAGGAUCUGUAUCCUUAUGCUUCGACGGUCAUUCCAGAAUGGUUUGCGAAGGAUAAGGAUCUUAAAACCCUCUACAGCUCAUAAUUUUGUCAUCAGUUGUAUACAGAUAGAUGAAGCCCUAGUGUUGGUGUCAACAGAUUUACUGAUAUGGCCGCUCUACAAUUUCUUGUAAAUUUGAUGGACCCCUUAAACAUUUUUUUUUCUCGAGAUACAGCAGCAGAGAGAGAAAUGUAACUAGUAGGAUUUUUUUUUUUGAUUAUUUUAGAUUGUUUCAUCCAUUUCAUGAGUCAGUAAAUAUUUGUUCU
Messenger RNA from Asparagus officinalis (garden asparagus), 1446 nucleotides. RefSeq names its product transcription initiation factor IIB-like. Gene Ontology annotation, cellular component: transcription preinitiation complex; nucleus. Gene Ontology annotation, biological process: transcription preinitiation complex assembly; DNA-templated transcription initiation. The record is from RefSeq and is a predicted model, not a curated record. Bases 734 to 1225 code for a protein of 163 amino acids. Gene Ontology annotation, molecular function: TBP-class protein binding. The transcript has 7 exons. NCBI's taxonomy places the organism in Eukaryota, Viridiplantae, Streptophyta, Magnoliopsida, Asparagales, Asparagaceae.